AUGACAGAACAACUGCCCAUGACGAAGUUUCCUGUAAAAUUAACAACAGCAGCUGUUGUAGAGAGCAAAGUGACUACGCCUUCAACUUCUGUUGAAUUAGAAAAUGUACAGAAUAUAGGUAAAUCAACCGUUCCUCUAGCAAUAGCAAAUGUAAAGGAAAUUUCAUCAAUAACAGUAGUUACAGAGCAAACAUCUAAUAAAACCAAGACAGAAGCAAAUAUGCUUCUAGUUAAAGAGCCCAAAACAGAAACACAUGCAACAAUAUCAGCCACAGAUAAAGUACACAAAACAAUGGAUUCUAUACCAAUAGCAUCUAAAGAAAAAGAAACGAAAACAAAAGCACCAGCUAAGUUGGUGACUACAGAAAAAACAUCAAAUGCACUAUUCAUUACAACAAAGGUGCCUGAAGAGAGAGAGACCAAGGAAAAGAUACCUGCAACAGGAAUAGCGUCAGAGAUAGUAUCACAGAAGAUACUACCUACUUUAUUGAUACCAACAGAAAAAGAAUCAGUAAUUAUUGGGAAAUUACCUGAAAUAAUGGUAACUUCAUCAUAUUUAUCUACAGGGCAGCAUUCCAAAACAGAAAUAAGUGCAGAUCAAGCUACAGAAAAAGGACCCCAAAUGACAGGAACCCCUACAGAAGUAGUAGUUACGACGAAAAUACUUCAAAAACUAUUAUCUACAGCAAAGACAGAAGUACCUACAGCAAUAGCAGUUACUGAGAAAAUACCCAAAGUGAAAACACCUUUAGCAACAGAGGCAGUAGGAAAAGCAUCAAGUACAAAAUCAGUAACAAGCGGUAAGGCACUAACGCCACAAAUGCCUGAUGCAUUGCUAGGCCCAGAGAAUGAACCUACAGCAAUUGAAACAUCAGGGAAUGAACUAGAAAAAGCAGAUACUACUAAGAAGGUAGUCAACUCUGCAGCCUAUUCAGCAAUAAAAACAACAGCCUUUGCAGAAGUGGCACCUAUAAAGAAAGAACCUACAGUGUUAAUAGGUCCAGAGAAAAUACAAAAAUCAACAAUGAUUGCAGCAGAGGUAGCUCCAGAUAAAGUAAUCAUCCCUACAGAAAUAAACACAAUUAAAAAGCCAGCAACAUCUUUAGCUGAGAAGACAUCUAUAAACAGAGUCCCUGACGUGGCUGGAGAUGAAAUAACUAAAAUACCAGAAACUCAAGCAAUUUUAGAUGAAGAAAAGGUGCACAAAACUACACUAAACUUUAUCCAUCCGGAGGAAAGUAAAAUACCUUUUGAAUUAUUACCUCCUGCAAUUGUAACUACUGAAAAGGUUCCUAAAACCACAGAGCAAGCAAAAGUAAUAAUUAAAGAUGAAUCAUCAUUAACAGCAAGGUAUCCUAACAAUGUAUCAGCAGAUGAUAUAUUGCCUACUUUAAUAGUAGGUGCGGAAACUGUUCCUAGGACAACAGUAUCCACAGUAUCCAUAGCCAAAGCUAAAAUUCCCAAUGCGCCAGAGACAACUAUGAUGAAAGGGACAGAACAGGCACCUAGAAUAACACCUACACCACCAACGACUGUACAGAAAUUGCCUAACAAAAUUGUAACUACCCUUACAGAAAUAACAAGUAGACAUUACCAGUAA
Messenger RNA from Macrobrachium nipponense, 1599 nucleotides. Its product is annotated as proteoglycan 4-like. The record is from RefSeq and is a predicted model, not a curated record. Bases 1 to 1599 code for a protein of 532 amino acids. NCBI's taxonomy places the organism in Eukaryota, Metazoa, Arthropoda, Malacostraca, Decapoda, Palaemonidae. The transcript has a single exon.